ACAUGUCCGUUUGCUGCAGGGGUUGUCUUUAUAUCUAUUGGCUUAAAAGAAAUAAACAAAAUAUGCAAUUUGGUCAAACUUUAGCACACAACUGUUUUAUCGAGCUUGAACUGCUCGCUACCGCCAUCUACUGAUUUCAGUGCAACCAGCCAGUAGUUUGGCUAUAAUUGACCUAAAUGUGAUGUGCUUUUUGAACAGCAUGUAUGGCAAAUUGCACGCUGGGCCGCUUUUAAAAGGUUCUACUUGAGUUAAAAACUAUGACUGUGCUUAUUAUUUGGCAAUCAACCAGAAUAUUCGGAACAGUAGCGAAAACACGGGGAUUCAGCGCAAAGAUGGAUGUGGUUUAUGUUUAGUUACACCAACAUUAAAAUACACAGCUUGGCGUGCGGGGAUGUUGAAGGCAGACUGAAUGCUCUGUUCAGUCGUGUCCAGGCCAUCCAGAAGAAGACUGGACAGUUUGAUUUGCUGUUGUGUGUUGGAGAGUUUUUUGGAACGACACCAGAGGCCGAAGCAGAGUGGCAGGAGUACAAAACUAGAGAAAAGAAAGCUCCCAUCCACACUUUCAUCCUGGGAGCAGCAAGCCAGGAGACGCUGAAGAACUUCCCCAGUAUUGACGGCUGCGAGCUGGCUGAGAACAUCACGUAUCUGGGUCGUCGAGGGGUGUUCACAGGCGUGUCAGGACUACAGAUUGUCUACGUCAGCGGCCGGGAGGCCCUACAGGAGCCGGCCCCGGCUCACUGCUUCACAUCCAAAGAUCUGUCAGCACUCGUGGCUCCGCUGACCAGCAGCUCCAAGUUCAGAGGGGUCGACAUUUUGCUGACGUCACAGUGGCCCCGAGGAGUGUGGCACUACGCAAACAACCCCGAAGUGAACACAAAACUUUGUGGGAGCAGUUCAGUGGCCAGCCUCGCAGAAAAACUGAGACCACGAUACCACUUUGCUGCACUAGAGGGCGCUCACUAUGAGAGACUCCCUUACAGAAAUCAUGUUGUUCUCCAGGAAAACGCUCAGCACGUCAGCCGCUUCAUCGCACUGGCGCCCGUCAACAACCCAGCCAAGAAGAAGUACCUGUACGCCUUCAACAUAAUCCCCAUGAAGGUCAUGGACCCAUCAGAGCUGGUGAAGCAGCCACAGGAUGUGACAGAAAACCCCUACAGGCGCUCCACGAAAGACACAACAGACACACAAAAGACAGGCCUGAACACCACAGAAGAAGAGGAGCCGCCCCAUCAGUUCUUCUUUGACCUGAGCACGAAGCAGGGCGGGGGUCCUUGGGGCCGCGGCAGGAAGAGACAGACAGGCAGAGAAGGACGAGAGCAGCAGCAUGACGGAGACGGACACCACCGGGGGCAGCCCAAACAGCCCCGCAGACACCCUCAGCCAUCUGGUCCCUGCUGGUUCUGUCUGGCCAGUCCUCAGGUGGAGAAACACCUGGUCUUCAGCAUCGGAACACAUUGCUACCUGGCUCUGGCCAAAGGCGGGCUGACUCCUCGCCAUGUGCUGAUCCUCCCCAUCGGUCACUACCAGUCCGUGGUGGAGCUGAGCUCAGAGGUGGUGGAGGAGAUGGAGAAAUACAAGGCGGCCCUGAGGAGCUUCUACAGGAGCAAAGGAGAGCGCUGUGUGCUGUUUGAGAGAAAUUACAAAAGCCAACACCUGCAGCUACAGGUCGUCCCAGUGCCGCUGGACCGCUGCAUCACAGAGGACAUCAAGGACGCGUUCACGGUCCACGCUCAGGAGCAACAGAUGGAGCUGAUGGAGAUCCCUCAACACACAGACCUCAAACAGAUUGCCCCUCCAGGGACGCCGUACUUCUAUGUGGAGCUGGACUCAGGGGAGAAACUCUUCUACCGCAUCCAGAAACAUUUUCCUCUGCAGUUUGGAAGGGAGGUUCUGGCCAGCGAGGCUGUGCUGAACAUCCCCACUCGAGCCGACUGGAGGGAGUGCAAACAGAGCCGAGAGGAGGAGGAGGAGAGCUGCAAACUGAUGAGAGACGACUUCCAGCCGUACGAUUUCGCUUGGGACGCCUAACACCACCACCACCCCACACACACACACACACACACACACUGCGUCUUUACAGUUUUUCUCCUCUGCUCAACCCUUAUUUUAAUGUACAGUUAGAGCAUCAGCUUGGCACCACUCUCCUGUCAGGUAAAUAUUUAGCCUUAGUUAACUUGGCAUAAAGGCUGGAAACGGCGAGCCUGGCGCUGUCCAGAAGAAAUCCUUCUACCAGGACCAACACGUCCACGGAUUUCUUUGACAUUUCCCCGUUUCCAGUCUUUUUGCUAAGAUAACCGGCUCUGUACUUCUGUUGCACAGAAACUCACGUUUCCCCCCCAAAAAGUAGAUUUGUUCCCUUAAGUCACUAAGUGUUGGAGGGAGCCGAGAUAUUUGCAGCAAGUUUUUUUUUUUAUAGAUCAUGAAAAAAAAAGUUUUAAUUUUUUUUUUUU
Molecule: messenger RNA, 2450 nt
Organism: Monopterus albus (swamp eel)
Lineage: Eukaryota; Metazoa; Chordata; Actinopteri; Synbranchiformes; Synbranchidae
Gene: cwf19l1
Product: CWF19 like cell cycle control factor 1
Exons: 14
Coding region: 337-2028 (563 amino acids)
Biological process (GO): mRNA splicing, via spliceosome
Cellular component (GO): post-mRNA release spliceosomal complex
Molecular function (GO): RNA lariat debranching enzyme activator activity
Source: RefSeq, a predicted model, not a curated record